AUGCGCUUUGACGGUCACAACAUUCACAUCAUUGAGUCAGGUCAAGAUGUAGCAUUUGAGGACACUGCGCCGCCACGCGAAAAGAUGAAGCGCAGUGGCGACAGCCUUUGGCGAGUUUUGAGCGAGAGGAACAUUAAUAUGAUUGCAUUCUCAGGCUCCAUUGGCAAUGGUCUCUUUCUUGGAAGUGGAAUUUCCAUAGCUAGCGCAGGCCCGGGCGGCGCUGUCUUGAGCUAUCUCAUCGUCGGCACAGUCAUCGCCUCCAUCAUCUCCUGCCUUGGGGAGAUGACAGCCCUGAUGCCUGUCAACGCCCCAAUGAUGGAAUUUCCCCGCCGUUUUCUGGAUCGUGGAGUUGGCUUCGCAGUUGGUUGGGUAUACUGCCAAGUUGUGGCAUUUGCAAAUGCAGUGAAAUUUAGUUACGAUGACACUCCCUUUGGUGGGAAAACAAUCAUACGUUGGAAUAUUGGCGAGAAUGUCGACAGCGCCGUUUGGAUCAGCAUCUGCCUUGUGGUCAUUGUCGUCAUCAACUUCUUUCCCGUCAUUAUAUACGGCGAGCUCGAGUACAUCUUUGGGUGUAUCAAGUUGUCACUCAUCGUUCUGUUGAUAAUGACCAUGCUGGUGUUUGAUGUGAUGAAGCCUCUACCUGAAGCGUAUUACACGGAGCCACUCGGCACUCAGUACUGGGACAAGCCCUACGGCUUCUUCAAUGACGUGUAUCAUGUCACAGACGACGCUGGCAAUGUGCAGCGGCAGAUCACAGGCUCCAUCGGCUCCCUCCUUGGCGUGUGGACCACCUUCAUCAACGUCAUGUUCUCCUACAUUGGCAUGGAUAUCGUCGCCGCCACCGCCGCCGAGAGCCGCGCCCUCGCCGACUCGGAGAGCAUGAAGAUGGCGGCACGCAAGAUCAACAUCCGCAUUCUUACCCUCUACGCACUCGCCGUCCUCACCGCGUCCUUUGUCGUCCCCUACAACCAUGCCUUUAUCAACGGCGCUGGUACUUCCGUCAGCUCGCGCUCCGUCUUUGUCAUUGCCGCUAUCGAGGCGGGUGUGCCGGCGCUGGCCCAGUUUUUUAAUGCCAUGUUUGUCUUGUCCGCGUUUACCUGCGCCAUCAACUCGCUCUACGUGGCGUCCCGCGUGCUGCAUACGCUGGCGCUCCGCGGCCAGACGGGGCCCGAGUUCAUCACCAGACGGCUGCGCGCGUGCCGCUCUGGCGUGCCGAUCCGAGCCGUGGUGGCAACGGCCAUGCUGAUGCUCAUAGCCUACAUGGGUCGAUCCGGCUCUCCUGGUUCUCGCCUCGAUGAGCUAUCCGUCAAUUGCACCGUCUCCUGCCUGAUUGUAUACGCCACCAUCUGCGCCACCUACAUGCGCUUUUACAAUACGUUAGAAGUCGCCAAGAUGAGCGAAGACACGUCCGCCGCGCAAGCAGCCAGCUACGACCGAGACAGCCCGCUGUACCCGUACAAGUCCCACGGUCAGUGGCUCAAGGCGUUUUACGGACUUGUCGGCAGCUGCAUUCUCCUUUUGUUCAACGGGGUGCCGGCGUUUCUCGAGAAGCCAUUCAAUGUGCGCAAGUUUGUCUCGGCGUACGUCGGUAUCCCCGUGUACAUCCUACUCGUCGUGGGGUACAAAUUCCGGAAGCACGGGUUCCGCAUCUCGCAGUGGGGUCCGGAACGAUCUGACGACCUGAGCAACACGGUGCAGGCGGCAAGCGAGAAGCGCCGCGGACGGCUCAAUUUGCCCGACUGGGGAUUUACGAGGGCCAACGUGGAAGCGCUUGGGCACUGGCUGUGGGUUUGGAUCAAGUAA
Messenger RNA from Cordyceps militaris CM01, 1803 nucleotides. Its product is annotated as proline-specific permease. Gene Ontology annotation, cellular component: membrane. The record is from RefSeq and is a predicted model, not a curated record. The coding region runs from base 1 to 1803 and encodes 600 amino acids. Gene Ontology annotation, biological process: amino acid transmembrane transport. The transcript is spliced from 13 exons. Gene Ontology annotation, molecular function: amino acid transmembrane transporter activity. NCBI's taxonomy places the organism in Eukaryota, Fungi, Ascomycota, Sordariomycetes, Hypocreales, Cordycipitaceae.